GACAGUCAGUUCAUUGUCAUGGGCCCUUGGGGGUCGAUCGAGUGACACCGCUGACUCACAGAGGAGACGACAGAAGACACAUGAAGAAACAACAACAAAAAACACAAGUGACAAGAAGUAACUAAGGACAACAAGGCUUUUAUAAGUACCAGCGCAGGAGGAACAGACAGUGAGGGGCACACAGGGUGAGUGCUUCUUCCACAGGGGAGACUGUCUUCAGCGUUUUGCCUCCACACAGCAGAGAGAGCAGUCGACAGGAUCACCCAAAUACAUCAUCUGUCAUCUACCCGUCAGUCUAGCCAGUGAGGAAGGGGCACAGACAUGAAGAGACCACACGACUACAGCUCCCCAGACUCGGACACAGACGAGUUUAUUGACGUGGGACAAGAAGACAGCUAUUGCCCAGUCACUGGGUCCAUGUCUCCUGGCAGCGCCUCGCAGAUUCUGGCCCGAAAGAAGAGAAGAGGGAUCAUAGAGAAGAGGCGCAGAGACCGGAUCAACCACAGCCUGUCAGAGCUCAGGAGGCUGGUGCCCAGUGCUUUUGAGAAGCAGGGUUCAUCCAAGCUGGAGAAAGCGGAAAUCCUGCAGAUGACCGUGGAUCACCUCAAACUCCUGCAUGCCAUGGGGGGAAAAGGUUACUUUGAUGCGAGGGCUCUGGCAGUUGACUACAGGACCUUGGGCUUUAGAGAGUGCGUUGGAGAGGUGGUGCGGUACCUCAGCUCCCUUGAUGGGGAGUCGCCAGACCCUAUUGGAGCCCGCCUUGUCUCCCACCUUUCCCACUGUGCAAGUGAGCUAGACCCCCUUCUCCUGCAGUCGCCCCCAGCCUCCGCCCUGCCUUUUCCUCCCUGGCCGUGGGCGUCCUUCCCUCAAAUCUCCCCCACCUCACCGGCCUCCUCCUCACCUUCGUUCCCCAGUGGGCGAAGGGAUCUGGCCUUGCUGGGGAGCUAUCCGCCGCCCGCCUCCCUCCGCCUCGGCCCCCUGGCUGGCUGCCAGCAGGGUGUACCACCGCUUCUUGCGCCCACAGCUCUGGCCACAGUCCACAGGUUGCCCUCCCUCGCAGCGUCCCCGGCCCUAGCCCCAUCCAGACCCACUCAGCCGUCCCCUCACAGCGCGACCAGGGCCUCGCCUCUUCCCCUCCCCACCCCUUCCUCUUCCUCUCCUUCUACCUCCUCCUCCUCCUCUUCUACUUCAUCAUCUUCUGCCCCACUGCAAGUCUCUUUCAGGCCCUUCGCACCUCUGGGGUCUCCCACAGCCCAGCGCAGGGGCUUGAGCGGACCGGCCAAGUCGGCCCAGGGAUGGGGGACUGAGAUCGGAGCUUUCUGAGCUCUGGUUUUCCAAAUGAACUCUGUACAGUGUACAUGGAGCUCCCAUGUGCACCAUGUAGCAAAUAUGAAACUGUUGGAGAGAGACGUAUUGAACCUUUGAUGACUGUCUUUGGUUUUGAGGGACUCUAAAAGCCAUAUCAGACUGUGGGUGAAGUUUCAGAUAAUCACAAACAAUCAUAUAUAAUGGAGCAAUGAAGGAAUGUGAAAGAAUACAGGAUAUGAAUAAAAUUGAAGAUCUUGUUUGACAAAUACACACGUACACAGUGCCCAA
Messenger RNA from Epinephelus fuscoguttatus (brown-marbled grouper), 1596 nucleotides. It is a transcript of the gene heyl, whose product is annotated as hes related family bHLH transcription factor with YRPW motif like. Gene Ontology annotation, cellular component: nucleus. Lineage: Eukaryota; Metazoa; Chordata; Actinopteri; Perciformes; Serranidae. The record is from RefSeq and is a predicted model, not a curated record. Gene Ontology annotation, biological process: regulation of transcription by RNA polymerase II; regulation of neurogenesis; anterior/posterior pattern specification. Gene Ontology annotation, molecular function: DNA-binding transcription factor activity, RNA polymerase II-specific; RNA polymerase II cis-regulatory region sequence-specific DNA binding; protein dimerization activity. The transcript has 6 exons. Bases 322 to 1323 code for a protein of 333 amino acids.